UUGAAACGAGUACAUUCUAGCCUGCAUUUCUGCAACCGGUCGGCAGUGUGGUGAACGGUAGUCUGUGUUGAGAAGCUUACCAUUUUUUGAUAAACAAACUGCUUGCUUGGUUGCAGGUCGCUUCUUAUCAGCCUGAGCAGCUCGAGACCAAAAAGAAUGUAACACGUUCGAUGUCUUGCGAGCGAUUUUAUACCAGCUAGUUACCUAGUUAGCUCUCCAAGUUAACGUACAGUUUUCCUUCUAAAGAUACAAAUAAGAAACGAAUAUUAUUUUUCAUCAUUUUACCAGCUAGCUAACGGUGAUUAACUAGCUACGUGUCAGCGACACAUUUUUAGGUAACCUCCGAUCCUUUAAAAGCUGCCAAGAUAAAUUACGCUAAAUAUACGUAUUUCAAGUUCAGGUGACUGGCUGUAAUCAACACUGCUACCAUUAUAGUUUAACAUUAACUGUUGGACAUAUUUGAGAGUUUCGAGAUCAAGCUGCGAGACUGCUAACAUUGCCUAGCUAGCUACCAGUCUUCAGUAUUUGUUUCACUUUUAGUCAAUUUAUAAAUAAGGUUGAGCAUACGAACAAAACAGUUAUAGAAUACCGGCAGUUUCUGCCUGAGGAUAUUUUGUUCAUUGAACUACCUGAGUUAUUGGCUACCUAUCCAGCUAACUUGCUAACCACUGAGUCGAUGGAACUUGACAGGAAUAUGUUGCUAGCUUGCUCUUACUAGCUAGCUACUCAUUUGACAGUUCACGUAGACGAGGCACCUUGCUAGCCAGCUCGUAUCAGUUGGAACAAUUUAACGUUAAGCCUAACGGUAGUGAGCGAAGACUGCUGAACCUACUGUAAGGAAGUUACUUUGGAACAAAUAGUCAACAUAGAAUCAACUUGGAUUUUCAGUAUUUUUCAUUUUUCCAGGCAUAUAAGCUUGUCGUCUUUUGUAUCUUCCAAUUCGCCAAAUUUCCAGUUAACAAGCUAACGUUGGGUUGUGCAGUGGUUAGGUCUAGGCAACACUGUAAAGAUAAAUAGUUGAAUGGGAAUUCAUUCAGUUAACAAGGGCAUUCCCAUAGCAGUCACUUCAAACCAGCAGAAGCUCCCGAGGAAGCUAGUCAGCUAGCCUAUUAGCUACUUUAUUUGACCGUGUUUUUUUUCUUAUAAGCUGAAGCAACACAUUGAAAGCCCUGCUUAGUAAGCUUGAGACAGUAUCUCAAAGCUUACAUAUCUAUCACUUGUCACUGUGUGGCAGAAAUAUUAGAAAACGUUUUAUUUGUAUUCCCUUCCAAACGGAAACAGUCGAGAAAAAGCACAGUUGUUUUCUCAAUUCUGACCCGGAUUGUCAUUUUAUCGGUGUUAUUGUUGAAAAUGGCGGCGAUUGGAAUGGUGCAGAUGUUGAUCGAAGCUGCAGAAUACCUUGAUCGCAGAGAAAGAGAAGCAGAACAUGGUUAUGCCUCUAUGUUACCCUUCACCAGCAACAAAGAGAGGGACAAUCUAAAGCGGAAAAAUAAAAACAAGAAAAACUCCAGCAGCAGAUCUACACAUAAUGAGAUGGAGAAGAACAGGCGGGCAAACUUACGGCUGUGUUUGGAACGCUUAAAAUCACUUGUACCUCUGGGACCAGACGCCAACAGGCAUACCACUCUCAGCCUGCUGAUGAGGGCCAGGGAACACAUAAAGCGGUUGGAGGACAGCGAGCGGAAGGCGCAGCACGCUGUCGAGCACCUGCAGCGGGAGCAGCGGCACCUGAGACGCCGACUGGAGCAGCUGGGUGUUGAGCGCACGCGCAUGGAUAGCAUGGGCUCCACCGUGUCCUCCGACAAAUCAGACUCAGACCAGGAGGAGCUCGAUGUGGACGUAGACGUGGAGGGCACUGACUGCAUGCUGGGAGACCUGGAGUGGAGCUGCUCCAGCGUGAGCGACUGGGACGAGCGGGCGAGCUGGCGCAGCAGCGGCAGCGAUGAGGGCUACUCCAGCGCCAGCCUGCGCCAUCUGGCACCCCCUCAGGAGAACAGCCCCAAGAGCCCCGUGGUGGGCAGCCUUUAGGGGUGUCAGAGCAUCUCUGAUGCCCCCCACUCCCACUCCGAUCUCCCCUGCCACCCUACCCCCAGCCCACACACACACCUGCCCCUCAGGCCCAACCCCUGCUCUUGUACGCUCCCUCAUGCACUUCACUCUCUCAGCCUCACUCAGCCCUUACAGCUGCGGCCAAUGCCAACAACCUGUCAAUCAGUCAUAGUGCCCCCACCCCCUACAUGCCCACAUGCACAGCACAAUUCGCUCCCACCCAUUGUUUUCAGAGCCAGUGUACCCCCGUCAGUCUCGUGCUUGUACGGGAUCUUAUUAGCUCCGUCCCAGCCCCAGGCCUUGACUGCUAGGAGCUAGCUCCCUAGAGCUGUUUUUGAAGAUCCAGCUACUCCUCUGUUCUUUCACAGCCAUUCAGCCAGUAAGAAUCUCUCCCUUACUUGCCCAUAGCCAGCCACCUGCCACCUGUUCUCAACAAUCAGACAUACUUUUUUUUUUUACACACACACACCUACAUACACCCCACACAUACUUAGUCACUCUUGCUUCAUCUCUUCUCAACCACUUCAGUAAAAAAAGAAAAGAAAAACACAAACAAACAAAAAAUCAUACCUCAGCCAGAAUGUGAUCAUUACCUUCACUCACUCCCUCACUGCCUGUCUGCCUGCCAGUGUAUGUGGGCCACCUCUGAGACUCUUGGCUUCAGCCAGCACUAACUUCCUGAUUCCUCUUCAUCCUCACAGUCCUUCCCCGUCUGCUGACCCCCCCCCACCCCACCCAGCUGCAGGCGCGGCACACACAGGGCUGGGUCACCUGACCCACAGCUGACCUAUCAGAAGAUGGGAUUUUGCACUUAAAAAAAGAGUACGGGAAGGCCUUGUCUGGGUCAAGAGCUGUGUUUAUGUUGUUGUUGUUUUUUUUUUUGUUCUUUACUCUUCAUCCCCCAUUUUGUUUUACGUUAUUGUCUCUGCAAAGGGACUGCAGCUAUAGUAGAAAUGCACUGGGACGUAGUGUUUUUAGCUAGUCUUAAAAAUGAUCUACCUGCACUGUCCCCAGCCCUACCCCCACCUCUCUCCCAUGGGAGUUUAUGGACUCUAAGCAUGUGUGAUGUCAUCGCCUCCCACAACCACUAGAUUGGUGUUUCCAUAGCAGCAGUGCUGCAGCAAUACACACUCGCCAACCAGGUGUUUUUCUUGACGCGGAUCCCUAAUUCAGGUGAAGUGUACUUUGAACUGCUGAGAGAUGGCUGGCCUGUUUUAGCCUGUUUUUAAUUCAUUAGUGGUUCUUUUGAUGAUUUCAAACAAAUGAUAAUUUAUUAUAUUUAAUGUUGCCUAACCCAGUGCUUUUACUCACACUCCCGCAGCUGAGUCUUUUAUAGAGAAGGCAUAUUGUUUUUUGAGACUUGUGUGCAGCAUGAGAUUGUAACAACAGUUUUUUGGAGGGGGGGGGCUGGAGGGUUGGAAUAGGGCUUGAAGACAUUUUAUCAGGGUGCUCCAUCUCUUUCUCUCCUUUCAAAGACAGUGACGUUUGUGUGUAUGUUUGUGAGUGUGUGUGUGUGUUUAUUCUGUUUAUAUUUUUAUUACCUGCAUUCUAUCCAAUGGAUAGAGAAAGAGAAGGGAAAGACUAAAGCAAUCUUAAAAGCACAUUCCACAUCUGACUGAAGAGGGAGCAGUCAAAAGAACACUACCAUCAUGGUGGGUGAGGAUGGGUGUGUGUGUGUGUGUGUGUGUGUGUGUGUGUGUGUGUGAGAGUGUGUGUGUGUUGGGGUGGGUGUAUGUGGAGUGACUGCUUACAGUGAAUGCAUGGGGGUGCAAGAAUCGACAGAAUUGGUUUGAGGUCACCCAACAACACAAAGGGGGCAGCUGACUUAACUUGUCCUUAAAAGGAGUGCACUCUCUGUCGCCCGAAGGCUCAAUGUCACCAUAGGUGUGUGUGUGUGUGUGUGUGUGUGUGUGUGUGUGUGUGUGUGUGUGUGUGUGUGUGUGUGUGUGUGUGUGUGUGUGUGUGUGUGUGUGUGUGUACCCUCCAAGCUGUACAGUGCUGCACUGCAGUACCACUCCAUCCAUCCUGCCCAGACUGCUCGUAUUUAUUAUCUCUGCAAGAUACAGUAAUUUUUAUGUAAAUAGUUUACCAGAGAGAAAGAAGAUAUAUCUAUAUAUCAAGAAGUAUUUAUAUUUGAUCGAAAAAUACUUUAAAAAAACAAAACUAUAUAUAUACAUAUAUAUGAAUAUUUAAGUAGGAGUUGCCUUAGUUGUUUUGUUUGUUCCCGUGGUGAGGUUUUUUAUGUGGAACUUAUUUUACACACAGCAUUGUGACUCUAUUUGGCGUUAUAGCUAUUUUGUACUUGGAAUAUUUGUGUACAUUUAGAGGUUCAACACAGUGCUCUUUAGAAUCAAAAACAUUUGAUCAGUUUUGUUGAUACUGAACAUUUCUUGCAGUUUUUGUUCUUGUAUGCAAGGGAUAUAUUGUAAAAGUCUUCUCUAACAAAAGAAAAAUACAAAUAACUGAAAAAUAAAGACGGGGGGGGGGGGGGGGGGGGGGGGUAUAAAGUUCAUAAAAUGGUAAAAUGGAAGCCUUGUUGUGGUGCUGUAGGUGAUGCUGCUGUAGUGAGAAGAAGCGUGGGUGGGUUGAGGCCCUUUUGGAGUGCCUGAGUGUACGACAGAAAAUGUCUUCUCAUUUGCUGUUCCUACCCUUAGUUUUGGCAGUGUGUAAAAUGGAGGACAUGGGGGGAUAGGGAUGAGAGCGAGAAGAAAAGAGACUCUGUCUCCGAAUGUAGUUAGUCAUCCUUUCCUCAAAUCAUUGCCAGUGGGAUCUCACUCAGCCUGCAAAAUUCUCAAGAACUUGAAAGAAAUGCACCAAAAAAGAAUUUGAUAAAUUAGAUAUGUAUUGGUAUGAUACAUAUUAUUAGUAAUGUAUUAAUAUUAUUAUUCACUAUUUGUGUGUGGAAUGCUGCUUCUUGUGUAGUUUUAUUGAUAAAAUAAUUAAUAUAUUCAAGUUUGAAAAGUAAAGAUGUAGCCUUGGGGAAUUUGGGAUGCGUCAAUAGCAUUAGUGGAGGUUAACAUUAGCUUGCCUGAUAAUGUGUGCCCAGUUUAUGGGUGCACUGGCAUGUUUUGUGUCAUGUUGUUGAAAUGUGUUUGAUUUUCGUGCGCGUGCUGUCACUGUCCAACAGAACGAGAGAAAGAGCCCUGGAGGGGUGGGGGGGGUGAGGGAGGGAAAAUAUCAGGGUUUUCUUUUUCUUUUUUUAAAGCCAUUUCUGUGGAUAUGCUUGGUCUUGUUUUUAUUUGUUACAAGUAUAAAAAGGUGCAAAAUGAAACAAAAAAGGCUCGCACUCUCAAAAGCUGUUAAGUGUGAAGUCAUGUCAUGUCAUGUCAUGUCUUGAAGCCACCAGUGCGCCCCUCCCUCCACGCUAACCCCCUCCAAAAACACGCACGCACGCAUUCGUAUGGGCGCCCCCCACCCAUCCCUCUAAACAUGGUCCUUACCUUUUCAUCCAUGGUGCAGAGACUCAGGCUUGGCUGUCCCCGGCCUGUCUGUAGACUCCUCUGGAAGACCUUUUUGGUGCUUCAACAUCUGUCCUUUGCAACAGAUGCGGGAUCUUUGAAGAAAUGACUACUGUAUUUAUUAAUGAUGGAAAUAAAUAUACAUGCCCAGAGUUUGCUAUCGCUCCGUCCAAUCACAGCUAUGGAUGUCACCGUGGGAAGCAAAUGUCAUUUUGUUCUCUUCUGUUUUUGUAUAUAUAGGUUUAUGUGCAUAGGGUACAAAAUGGCUGAUGCCUUAAAGACACACAAAAUGUAUGGGGAUGAAUAUAACAUGACAAAUAUACAUUUAUGGUUAGCAAACAGAUGUAUAUCAAAAAAGGUCAUUCCUGCCUGAGACUGUCUCAGCUGUGUUGCUCUGUUCAGAUGCACACACAUAUACAUACACAUGGACACAAAACACAUAGACACAGAUUCGGCGCGGACUCUGCCUCGGUCAGGUUUGAGUCAGAGGUGUGUGUCUCCUGUAGAAUCAAAGAUGGACAUUUUUUGUGCUGUCAGUUUUUAGAAUUGGACAAUUUGGAUGUUGACUAAAUGAAAUUCAAUAAAAAACAAUGUUUAAAAAAAAAAAAAAAAAA
This is a messenger RNA of Clupea harengus (Atlantic herring), 6121 nucleotides long. RefSeq names its product MAX dimerization protein 1 (gene mxd1). Gene Ontology annotation, molecular function: RNA polymerase II cis-regulatory region sequence-specific DNA binding; DNA-binding transcription factor activity, RNA polymerase II-specific; protein dimerization activity. The record is from RefSeq and is a predicted model, not a curated record. Gene Ontology annotation, biological process: negative regulation of transcription by RNA polymerase II. Lineage: Eukaryota; Metazoa; Chordata; Actinopteri; Clupeiformes; Clupeidae.